Messenger RNA from Etheostoma cragini (Arkansas darter), 1508 nucleotides. Its product is annotated as LIM and senescent cell antigen-like-containing domain protein 1. The transcript has 11 exons. Bases 187 to 1218 code for a protein of 343 amino acids. Gene Ontology annotation, cellular component: cytoplasm; focal adhesion; cell-cell junction. Gene Ontology annotation, biological process: positive regulation of integrin-mediated signaling pathway; positive regulation of substrate adhesion-dependent cell spreading; cell-cell adhesion. The record is from RefSeq and is a predicted model, not a curated record. NCBI's taxonomy places the organism in Eukaryota, Metazoa, Chordata, Actinopteri, Perciformes, Percidae.
ACCUAAGAUACAGUGGAUACUCCCCAAGUGGGUCGCUUGAACGGCACGCCACUGCUGGUAGGGGACGACACGGCUAAGACGAGUCUGUUCUGCUUACCACUGAAAACUUUGGCAACAGCUAAAGGAAUUAGCAAACUAGCCCACCAAUUAAAUUAAUAGUUUUUAAAGCUGUCGUGAUUGGGUGUGAUGCUUGGGGUGGCUGGAAUGACGGGCAGCAUUGCUAAUGCCCUGGCCAGUGCAGCCUGUGAGCGAUGUAAGAGUGGCUUUGCUCCAACUGAGAAGAUUGUCAACAGUAAUGGAGAGCUGUACCAUGAGCAGUGCUUUGUGUGUGCUCAGUGUUUUCAGCAGUUCCCAGAUGGACUCUUCUAUGAGUUUGAAGGAAGAAAAUAUUGUGAACAUGACUUCCAGAUGCUCUUCGCCCCUUGCUGUCAUCAGUGUGGGGAGUUCAUCAUUGGUCGUGUGAUUAAGGCCAUGAACAAUAGUUGGCACCCUGACUGCUUCUGUUGUGACAUUUGCCAGGCUGUACUUGCAGAUGUGGGGUUUGUCAAAAAUGCUGGCAGGCACCUGUGUCGACCAUGCCAUAACCGCGAGAAAGCUCGUGGCCUGGGCAAGUAUAUCUGCCAGAAGUGCCAUGCCAUCAUUGAGGAGCAGCCACUGAUUUUUAAGAAUGACCCAUAUCACCCAGACCACUUCAACUGCAGCAACUGUGGGAAAGAAUUGACAGUUGAAGCCAGGGAACUCAAGGGAGAGCUCUUCUGUUUGCCCUGCCACGACAAGAUGGGUGUACCAAUCUGUGGCGCCUGUAGGAGACCUAUUGAGGGGCGUGUUGUCAAUGCCAUGGGCAAGCAGUGGCAUGUGGAGCAUUUUGUGUGUGCCAAGUGUGAGAAGCCUUUCCUCGGUCAUCGGCAUUACGAGAGGAAGGGAUUGGCUUACUGUGAGACUCAUUAUAACCAGCUCUUUGGCGAUGUGUGCUAUCACUGCAACCGAGUGAUUGAAGGGGAUGUGGUGUCUGCUCUCAACAAGGCUUGGUGUGUCAGCUGUUUCUCAUGCUCCACCUGCCACACUAAACUCACUCUCAAAGAUAAGUUUGUUGAAAUUGACCUGAAGCCGGUAUGCAAGCACUGCUAUGAGCACAUGCCUGAGGAGCUGAAACGACGCUUGGCUCGGCGUGAGCGGGAUGCCAAAGACCGCAAGAAAAAACCUGCUGUCUGUCUGUAGUGUUAUUAUUGUUACCAACUCACCACUCCAUCCUGGUUGGAACAAGUUUGUUGAGUUUGACAUGAAGCCUGUUUGUAAAAAGUGUUAUGAGAAGUUUCCUCUGGAGCUGAAGAAAAGGCUCAAGAAGCUAGCAGAGUCCUUGGGACGCAAGUAAACUUCUGGCCAAACAACCUGGAAGUGUUCCUACUGUGUGUGGGAUGUAAAACAUCCAGGACGAAUGCAGAAUAACAACAUAAGGACCCAGCAUCACACCAUAACACCAAGAUUAGUCAUUUAAAGGGCAUCCGGUU